Messenger RNA from Octopus sinensis (East Asian common octopus), 354 nucleotides. Its product is annotated as protein GVQW3-like. The record is from RefSeq and is a predicted model, not a curated record. NCBI's taxonomy places the organism in Eukaryota, Metazoa, Mollusca, Cephalopoda, Octopoda, Octopodidae. The coding region runs from base 1 to 354 and encodes 117 amino acids. The transcript has a single exon.
AUGGAGGUAGUUGAAUGCAGAUCAGUGAUCAGGUUUUUAUACCUGAAAGGUCGUACACCAAAAGAGACUGGCGAUAGGAUAAAAGAAGUUUAUGGUGAUGAUGCACUAUCAUCCGACGUAGUUAAGCACUGGUAUCACCAAUUCAGAUGUAGUUGGGCAUCGGUAGAAACUGCUUCUAUUCUUGGACAAUCACAUUCCGUCAUUGAUGGCGCCACUAUCCAUAAAGUGGAAGCCGCCAUUUUGGAGGACCACCGCAUAACUAUUCGGCAACUAGCCCAAGAAGUGAAGAUAAGUGUAGGGUCUGUGAAAAAAAUCAUUCAUGAUUUGCCGAUGCGGAAGUUGUCUGCACGGUGA